AUGGACCGCGCCGAUCCCGCGCGGGGCCGCCUCGCCGUGCUCUCCUCCCACCUCCUCGCCGCCGGCGCGGACCCCGCGGCCGCGCUGGGGAGGUCGCCGGCGUCGGCCGCGGCCCCGGGGGCCCGCGCCGGCGUGCUCGCCGUGGUGGACUCGAGGACCGGGAAGCGGUACGAGGUCAAGGUUUCGGAGGACGGCACCGUCCGCGCCACAGACUUCAAGAAGAUUACCACUGGGAAAGAUGACAAGGGUCUUAAGACUUACGAUCCUGGUUAUCUCAACACUGCCCCUGUGCGUUCUUCCAUCUGCUACAUUGAUGGGGAUGAGGGAAUUCUUCGCUACAGGGGUUAUCCAAUUGAGGAGGUGGCCGAAAGCAGUUCGUUUGUUGAGGUCGCCUACCUCUUAAUGUACGGGAACUUGCCCACUCAGAGUCAACUGGCAGGCUGGGAAUUUGCAAUUUCACAGCACUCUGCUGUUCCUCAAGGACUCUUGGAUAUCAUACAAUCAAUGCCUCACGAUGCCCACCCCAUGGGUGUCCUUGCCAGUGCAAUGAGCACACUUUCUGUCUUCCACCCAGAUGCAAACCCUGCCCUUAGAGGGCAAGAUCUGUACAACUCAAAGCAGGUUAGGGAUAAGCAAAUUGUGCGAGUUCUUGGGAAGGCACCAGCAAUAGCAGCUGCAGCCUACCUGAGACUAGCAGGAAGGCCUGCUGUCCUUCCUUCAAAUAAUCUUUCUUAUUCAGAGAAUUUCUUGUAUAUGCUAGACUCUUUGGGUAACAAAGAAUAUAAGCCAAAUCCCCGACUUGCACGGGUUCUAGAUAUCCUUUUUAUUCUCCAUGCUGAACACGAAAUGAACUGCUCAACAGCUGCUGUUAGGCACCUUGCUUCAAGUGGUGUCGAUGUCUUCACUGCUCUUUCUGGCGCUGUUGGAGCUCUAUAUGGUCCACUGCAUGGUGGCGCAAAUGAGGCGGUACUUAAAAUGUUGAAUGAGAUUGGAGCUGUGGAGAAUAUUCCAGAUUUCAUUGAGGGAGUGAAGAACAGGAAACGGAAAAUGUCAGGUUUUGGGCACCGUGUGUAUAAGAAUUAUGAUCCUCGUGCUAAAGUCAUCCGAAAGUUAGCAGAGGAGGUUUUCUCUAUUGUUGGACGGGAUCCUCUUAUCGAGGUUGCUGUUGCUUUGGAGAAGGCAGCACUGUCAGACGAUUAUUUUAUCAAGAGGAAGCUGUAUCCAAAUGUGGAUUUUUACUCAGGCCUGAUUUACAGAGCGAUGGGAUUCCCUACAGAAUUUUUCCCUGUGUUAUUUGCAAUUCCUCGCAUGGCUGGUUGGCUAGCACAUUGGAAGGAGUCACUUGAUGACCCUGACAAUAAAAUUAUGAGGCCUCAACAGGUAUACACGGGCGUUUGGCUGAGGCACUACACCCCUGUGAGGGAACGAGUGGCAUCUAACCAGGGCGAGGAGCUCGGUCAGAUCGCUGCAUCAAACGCAACGAGGCGUCGCCGUGCUGGUUCUUCCCUGUAG
Triticum turgidum subsp. durum (durum wheat) is the source of this 1512-nucleotide messenger RNA. Lineage: Eukaryota; Viridiplantae; Streptophyta; Magnoliopsida; Poales; Poaceae. The record is from the annotation of a GenBank genome assembly.